This is a messenger RNA of Gossypium raimondii (Peruvian cotton), 1497 nucleotides long. Its product is annotated as RNA pseudouridine synthase 7. Lineage: Eukaryota; Viridiplantae; Streptophyta; Magnoliopsida; Malvales; Malvaceae. The transcript is spliced from 12 exons. Gene Ontology annotation, molecular function: pseudouridine synthase activity; RNA binding. The coding region runs from base 84 to 1265 and encodes 393 amino acids. Gene Ontology annotation, biological process: pseudouridine synthesis. The record is from RefSeq and is a predicted model, not a curated record.
UAAGUACGGCGUCGUUUCCAAGUCUCGUUUUGUCUACUUCUUGAGCGUAGAUAGAUAAUUCAAAAAACAAUUCACCCGAGAAAAUGAAAAGAGAUAGAGACGAAGCAGAAGAAGAAGGAAACGAAGAGAGAAACAAAAGGAAAAUGGAGAUUGUUUGGCAAACUCCUGCUCAUCCUGCUCAGAAACAAGAUUAUGUUUUUCACAACGGGAAGCGCCAUGUACGACCUUACUACUUUGAGUUCGUCUCUCAUGUUAAUAAACGAUGGGAAGGUAAAACAAUAGUGGAUUUGUUCGCUCAAGAGUUCAGAGGUCGAUCUAGAGAUUACUAUGUUAGUGCUGUCAAAUGUGGACGGAUACAAGUGGAUGGAGAGAAUAUACCUGUUUCAUACGUAGUUAAACGAUGCCAGAAGAUUAGCCACUUCUUACAUAGGCAUGAACCACCAGUGAUGGCUUGGGAUGUUGAAGUUCUUCAAAAUGAACCUGAUGUACUGACAGUUUGCAAACCUGCAUCAGUUCCUGUACAUCCAUGUGGUCAAUAUCGUAAAAACACAGUUUUGGGUAUUCUCCAAGCAGAGUAUGGAUUGGCUCCUUUGUAUCCCAUUCAUCGACUAGAUCGUCUAGUCUCAGGACUGCUUAUCAUGGCCAAAAAUCCAGCUAAAGCUGACAUUUUCAGGCAGCAUAUCGAAGCUGGACUAGUGCAGAAACAGUAUGUUGCAAAGGUUGUUGGAGUGUUUCCGGAUGCUGAGCAAGUUGUUGAUGCCAACAUAGAUUACAAUGCUAGAGAGGGAAGGAGCACUGCAGAGGUUGGCAUCUCUAAUGGUGAUACUACCUUGAAGGGAAAGGCUGCUUGUACAAAGUUUACUAGGAUUAGCACCAAUGGGAUUCAUAGCAUUGUCUUGUGUGAACCAGUUACCGGCCGAACUCAUCAAAUUCGUGUGCAUUUGCAGUGUACAGGUCAUCCAAUAGCCAAUGACAUGCUUUAUCUUUCAGACGAUGUUGUUAAUCGCUCUACAUUAGGAACAACUGCUGAUAGAGCUGCAGCUCUUUCUGGAGGUUCUCCUGAAACCAGUUGUGAGAGUCAUAAGGAAGAAUACAAGUACUGUAGUGAAGAUUUCAGCAUCGAUCCUAUGUGUACGCACUGUCCUAAUUUAGCUCCAAACGGGUAUGAUGGGCAUGAAGAAGGAUUAUGGCUACACUGUGUGCGUUACACUGGACCGGAAUGGGUUUACGAAUGCCCAUAUCCUGACUGGGCAUCACUCACUUAAUUUCACUCUUCUUUAUAUAUUUCCGAGAAAAUGCGGUGCCGUGCCAACCAUUCUUGUAAUUUUCUGAAAGACAAUUCAUCCCUUUGGUUGUCAAGCAAUUCAUUUUGAAAAUUUGUUGUAGUAAUUGAAGAUGAUUCAGUUUCUAACUGCGAAUGUACAACCUAUUUGUUAUCAUUCAAAUGCUGAUAUGUAUUCACAAAAUUACAUGCCGAGUUGAAGCUUCUUUCACUUA